UUGUGAAUUCUGCACUGCACCAUGCCACAUUUAAUUACUCGGAUAGGGCUACUGGUUUUGCUCGCAUUCAUCUACACUGCUGGAGCAAGCUGUACUGUCUCUGCUCCGUCAGGGCCUAGGACCAUCCGUUUUGGAUCACAGCACACCAUCACAUGUCAGUUUUCAGCCAAUUGCUUCUCAAGCUCCUGGACGAAAGAUGGGCUCUCACUCUCCAAUAAUCCAAACUACACUGUCACCUCUGGGAGCACCAGGAGCAGCAUCAGUUUUAAUGCUAGUCUUUCUGACACUGGGGACUUUGUUUGUAACGUGAUCAAGUUCCACUUCUCAGACUCGAGCAUUAAAAGAUAUUUCAGAAUUUUUGUUGAAAAGGCCGUGGAAGUACACAUUUAUCCAAAUGCUAUUAACAGUGUUGAAGGUGAGAUGGUGAGUAUUAACUGUACAGCGAUAGGAGCUCCUACUCCUUCAUCAAUAUCAUGGUAUCGUAAUGGACUCCCUCUAAAUCCAGCCCCUGAGUCUAAUAAAAGCACAGACCAGCAAACCGUCACCAGCAGACUUGUGCUGCAACCUUUGGAAAGAAAUGAUGAAGGGGUUUAUAGCUGUUCAGCUUUUAAUGCACCAUCUAGCAUUGGGUUUAAAACAGCACACUCUUCUGAUGUUCUAGUGACUGUGUAUUAUUUGCCACUUUUUAUUCUCCAGCCUCCUUUUAUAGUAGAAGGAAUAGCAGGAGGGAACACCAGCUUGUUCUGUUCAGUGACAGCUAAUCCUCUUCCUCCAGUUGUGUAUUGGUUAACUAGUAAUGGGCUUAAUCUCACUAAUAUCUCAACAAGUGUUGUUGUCUCACCUAAAGUCAUUGAAAGUACUCUCACUUUGGAGAAUGUUCAGUUGUCUGAUGAGUUGAAUUACUCUUGUGUUGUUGAGCAAGUCAUACCAUCAAAUAAUAACAGGACAUUAAUUAAGGCUCAAACUCAGUUACUGAUUGCAUACCCACCACAAGUGAGCUCACCUAUUCAUAACGUCACUGUUAAUGCAUCAGAUGAAGUCACCUUGUUAUGUGAAGGAUUUGGUAACCCCAGACCAGUCAUUGAAUGGUAUUUCAUUGGCAAAGAUGGUAACGAAGUUCAAAUUCACAAUGCUUCAAGAUCGCUUCCAUUGAGUGAUAGAACUAUCGUUUCUAACCUAACACUAACCAAUGUUACAAUAGACCAGGAAGGAUCAUACAGAUGUAAAGGAACUAAUAAUGUCACUAACUUAAUUGGAUCUAAAGAAGACACCUUAAUACACCUCACAGUACAUUCUCCUCCUCAGUUAAUUAGAGUGAAUUCAUCAUCUAAUUACAGUUUACUAGUAAAUGAAUCAAUCACUCUUUCCUUCAGUAUCAAUUUUGCCUCUCCUCCUGUCAAAAGUGAGCAAGUAGCUUGGACACUGACAACAGUCAACAGGGAGAUCAAAGAAUUAAACUCAUCUGAUCAAUUCCAAAUUUCAGCUGAUGGCCUCUCCCUCACAAUAUUUUCAGUGUCACUGGAAGAGAAUGGAUUCAUACAGUCGACUGUGUACAAUGAAGUUGGUACCGAUAGCAAAGGAUAUUAUUUGCUUAUAGGAACUUCUCCUAGUGUCAGCAUUUUACCAAGACAUGUGGGAGUCGCAAUAGGAACACGAAAUAUUUCCUUUACUUGUAGUUCUUCUGGUCAUCCUAUUCCACUCCUGACUUGGUAUGCUAAUGAUCAGGAGCUGUCUCUUAGUCAAGACAAGUAUUCUUCAUUAUAUACUAAUACUAAUGGAACUAGUGUUUUGACUUUGUUUGAUCUUGGUUUGUCUGAUGCUGCAAGGUAUACUUGCUUAGCUAGUAAUGUGUUUGGAAAUGAUACUGUUGAUAAUCAUUUAGUUGUUCAAGUACCACCUAACAUCACUCUCACU
Amphimedon queenslandica is the source of this 1914-nucleotide messenger RNA. RefSeq names its product hemicentin-2-like. The transcript is spliced from 10 exons. NCBI's taxonomy places the organism in Eukaryota, Metazoa, Porifera, Demospongiae, Haplosclerida, Niphatidae. The annotation marks the transcript as partial. The record is from RefSeq and is a predicted model, not a curated record.